Messenger RNA from Westerdykella ornata, 3795 nucleotides. RefSeq lists its product as uncharacterized. Gene Ontology annotation, biological process: nuclear division. The transcript has 5 exons. The coding region runs from base 293 to 3313 and encodes 1006 amino acids. Gene Ontology annotation, cellular component: nucleus; cytoplasm. Lineage: Eukaryota; Fungi; Ascomycota; Dothideomycetes; Pleosporales; Sporormiaceae. The record is from RefSeq and is a predicted model, not a curated record. Gene Ontology annotation, molecular function: mRNA binding.
UCUGUACGCAGGACUGUAUAGAUACAUAUAUUGUACCUAACAGGUGAGGUCACUUGAAUACUGGCACCCGCCCCGUGCUUGCCCUCGAUGCCCGCCGCCAAGAAAACUGCCAAGCGCCGCCUCUGAUUCGCUGGCUCCCCGAGUGCACUGUCUCGCUCUGCUCUCCAGCGCUCUCUCGCUCUCCUCUCUCGCUCUCUCGCUCUCUCUUUCCAUUUCCUCUCUCGCUCUCCUCCACCACCACCACCUCCUCCUCCUCUCCACGUCGCCCGCCUCCACCCCUCCGGGCGCUACCAUGCACAAGAUAUCAAACUUCACCGGCCAGGCCCGUCAUGGAUGGGAAAACAUGAAGCCCGCCGCCGGCUUCCCCUUCUCGCGCUCCAACCACGAGAUACCCGUCGCCGCUCCCCACAUGAAGCGUCCGUCAACCGCUUCCGCCCCAUCCGGCCCAUCCGCCGCCAUCCCCCCAGGCACCCACGUCAACCUGUCCUUCAACGUGCCCUUCUCCUCCAACCUCGCCGGCCCGGACGUCGAAGACAUCAUCUGGGCCAGCCCUGGCGCCCAGGCUCGCUGGACCCAUCCCGAAGGCACCCCAGACAACACUCCCAUCCACAAGCUGCCCGUACACGCCCAGAAUGUCGAGAACCUGCGCCUCAUGUGCAGAGACCUCACCGAAGCGAGCGACGGACGCAUCGUCGCCACCGUCGUGUCUGCCGAGUCCAAACCGCUGCCCGGCCUGCAGCGCGGUCCCCUCCGAGCUCUGGUCACCAAUGUCUGCCUCUCUGGCGAGGUCGAGCUCGUCAACCAGACCAGGAGCAGGAUUCUCGCUACAAACCCCAUCGCAAUGCGCUCUUCGUCCGUCGACAUUGAUUCCGAUCUCAUCAUCGACCGCGCUUCGGGCAUGAUCAAGGCCCCCAUAAUAAAGCAGCUCGACCAGAUCGCCGAGUACACCAAAGCUGACAUGUUCCUGCUGACCCCGAAGCAGCUGAAGGACAUGGAGUCGGCGAGCUUCAACGGCACGCUGGACACAGGCCUCGACUCCCGGCUGAGAUGCGCUGUAUAUGGAGACAUGGAGACCAUGGAGCACGCCAAGACGCGUGUCCUCAUCAUGAUCGACCAAAUCCUGAUGCGACACGUGGAUAGCAUGAAGCUCGAGCUAACAAUGCACACCCUCAUCUGCGGGCGCGGCCGCAAGAACAUCAAGCUGAUAGAAUCGGCUACAGGCACCGCCAUCUACUUCCCGCCGCCUUUCCCUCGCCUCUUCAACUAUGUGCCGCCUGGUGCCCGACGGAGGGAGCCCGACCACAUCUUCAUCACGGGAAAGGACGAACAGAGCAUCUUACGGGCAAAGGCCAAGCUCAACGACCUUGUCGUGUCCACCAAGGUGUUCGUCAAGCCCGUCAUGGUGACGGAGAUGAAGCUAGAUGCCAUCAUCCUGGAACGACUUGACAAGGUCCGCAAGAUCAUCGAGAACAACGGUUCCUAUAUCUUGUUCCCCCCUCUAGGGUUGCAGCGCGGCGUGGUCCGGGUGCAAGGCACAGAUGUCCUGCAUGUUGAGCGGACCAUCCGCGAGCUGAUGGCUCUCGCUGGUCAAUUUUACAGCGCUUCUUGGAUGAUUACCCAUCCCGACCCCACCCAGCGACCCCCUACCCCUGCUGAUGUUCGUGCCAUGCUGUCGGAUAUAUGCAUCAACUCUGGGGCCGAGGUCAGCUUCGAGAAGUUGAACUUCCAUAUCUACGGAUCCGAUGAUGCCGUCAAGGCCGCCAUGAUGAUUAUCAGCAAUAUCCCCUUCGUCAAGAAGUCGCAGUAUACCAUGAGCGUAAAGAUAGAGCUGGCCAACGAGCACAAGGAGUUUGUCAGUGGCAAGAAGAACGGUAAGAUCAACAAAAUCAUGAGCCAUAGCAGUGUCCAGAUUGUAUUCGACGUGUUCAACGAAUACAACUUCUACAUCGUGGUCCGUGGCUCUCAGUACGAGGCCACCAAAAACGGACUGGAUCUGGUGGAGCAGGAAAUGCCUGCUGCCAUCUCCUUCCAUGUUCCCGAUCAGUACCACAAGCGCAUCAUUGGCAUCGGCGGCUCCCAUAUCCAGCGCAUCAUGAAGAAGUACUCCGUCUUCGUCAAGUUCUCCAAUGCCAUGGACCGCGGCGGUUAUGGCAAAGAAGAUGACGACAUCAAGGUUGACAAUGUCAUUUGCCGCACGCCGGCCCGUAACGCCCAGAACCUGGACCUGGUCAAGCAGGAGAUCAUGGAUAUGGUGGAGAAGGCCGAUGCCGAGUUUGUCAGUGAGACUGUCAAUAUCAAUCGCCUGUACCACAGGGAGCUUCUUGCCCGUCUGGACACGAUUGAUGAACUGGAGAAGAAGUACAACUGCAAAAUCACCUUCCCCAGCACCGAGGAGGCCAGUGAUACCGUUCUCAUUUCAGGGCCUGAAUAUCAGGUUCCUUUCGCGGUUGACGAGAUUCUGGGCAUGGUCCCAGAAUCUCACGAAAUUUCGUUUCCUGUCUCCGCGGAGCUAGGCGAGCACAUUCGCUCGCCCGAGUUCAAGAGCGACAUUCUGGACAAGCUGCGAGAUCAGCAUGUCGUUGAAGCCCAUCUGAAAGACCCCCAGACGGAGACUGUCAAUGGAAAAGAGGAGCGGAUCGAGACUUUGCAACUCAGGUAUACAAAGAACAACAUUGGCGGCCUCAGGGACGCGGUGGAGUUUCUGAUCAACCAUUUGGUCAUGCACGGCCUGGACACCAACACUGUACGCGGCACGAUUCCCCGGCCCAAGUCCGACUCGUUCGAAGAAUCCCUGCCCUUCUUUGAGAGCAAGUUACUACAGCACACGGGGCCCCCUGUGGAGAGCACGGAUUCGCCCACGCGGUCCCACUUUGGCGACGACGAGCGUCCCGCUCUUCUGGACAGGCUCCGGAAACCAGGCAGUAUGUCAUCCUUCACCUCCAUCUUCAAUGGACGCAAGAACGGCACUCAAUCCCCUGGGUCGCUUUUCAACUCUUCCGGAUCUCUCUUCAAGCAUGCCUCCAGCAACGCUUCCAAAGCUUCCCUUGUCAGCCUCGAAUCCCAGGGCAGCGGCUAUCGUAACAACCCAUGGAACGAUAGCGGCAUCAACCUGACCGAGGAGGAUCACCACACGGCCGGUUGGCCGAUGGCCCCACCUCGGUUCGAAAACAAGUUUCCUUUCGGUCCAUCACCUUCUGCGUUGCCUGGGGACGCAACCCCUAGAUUUGACCCGCGCGGUUCCGUCGACAGUGGUCGCCCCAGCACUUCCCAUUCUGCAUCUGGAUACCCGGCCCCCAUUGGGCCUCCCCGUUAAAUGAUACCUAUUUCCAUGGGACUUGAUAUCUCGGUUUAUGACACGGCCAAAUACCCCCUCCGGUCCGUUAUGUGCUAUGCAGACGACACAACAAAAGGAAUCAUACCCAUGUGUAACGUUCAAAGUACGUUUGUUGACUUGCAGUGCUUCUUCAUAACUGUACCUCGGCCUUUGGUAGUCUUGUUUGGGUUUGCUUGUUCGCUCUCUUCUGGGAUGCUUUUUCUGCUACGUUCUGGGCGUUCACAUGCGAUGAUUCCCCCGGCGCCAAAAGAAAUAUACCAUUUGUCGCUUUCUGAUGUUUUAAGAGUCUUGACUACAACCGAGUGUGAGUGUACCAGGCAGGGUGGUUCCGUCACAAAGGUUCCCACUUGAUCCGAAACUUUUGAUAGAAACAAGUUGGGAAGUCAAUAGAUGGCAUUCAUACUCUCGAAAGAGGACUGAUCUACAGGUGUGAUAGUCGUGAAGGACAUGAUCAUUAGGGG